Molecule: messenger RNA, 3992 nt
Organism: Nomia melanderi (Alkali bee)
Lineage: Eukaryota; Metazoa; Arthropoda; Insecta; Hymenoptera; Halictidae
Product: ciliary microtubule inner protein 2B-like
Source: RefSeq, a predicted model, not a curated record
GAUACUUACAUACGUACAUUUAAACUAGUUAACGACUACCGGUACUAUUCGUUAUUUUACAACUGCAAUUGCAUAUUCAACCAUACCUCCAGUUUCACGUGUAUUAUUACACGAUGCACAAUAACCGAACAAUUACAUUGCUUUUUCUUCGGCAAAGGUGAAGUGCGAAGUGAACAUUUCGUUUGUGCGUUUCUCGAAUGAUACUCAACUCCAGAAAUUACCGACUUGCUCGAAAGCUAAAAGGGACUCGAAAUAAGAGAGAACAAGGCUGAAGAGGGAUAUAACACUAGAACUACCAGCCCCUCCACCUCAGGUAUAUCGAUUCUCUCGUUGGUAACGGAGUAAUCGGGCUACUCCUGGGAGACCAAUCAUCGCCGAGCGAAUCGCUCUAGUUACCGAUACACCGGCAAACGAAGAGCACGGUGCAGCCGUUCAAGCGAAAUUCGCGCAUUAAAAAUCAAACGGCCGGGAUCUAAACGAAAGACAGAGAACGAAGAUAGUUCCCGACGACAUCGUACCAUCGUAUUUUCGGUAGCGACCAUCGUAACACCGUCUUAGCAGCGCCUUAAUGGCCCGGUUCGAAUCGCGUUCUUCUUUCCAAUUCGCUUUUUAACCGAGAAUCCAAAAUACAGAAAAUAUACGCGUUCGAACCGUCGUGAUCCGUCUCGUGUUACGAUAGAAGAGUCACCUUUAAAAAUGAAGUGGCUGCCUGCAGAGGGAAAGAAAGAGAGUCAAACAUCUCCGAGAGGAGAAAGGACGGAGACUCGCGCGAUUCUUAUCGAAUCGUUCGUUUGAUCGAAACUGGUCGUCGCGUCGUGGAAUCGCGGGAAAUUUGAUGGGAAAACGCGAAACGGGAAAAGAAAGCAGAAACUGAAAGAACUAGAUAACUUUCCUAAACUAGGCAACUCUCCUUUCGUCUAUCGUUGUACGUUCGAGAGUUCUAAAACGUGAAAUCGAGCGCGCAGGUACAUGAUAAAGCGGGUAGACGCAUGAUCGACAAUUUUGUCAACAAGAUGGUUUUCGACUCAAUUGACGAAGAACAAAGGAAACGUUUCUUCGAGCAAAGUUACGGCGCUCAUUUGCCCGGCUACACCGGACACUGUCCUACGCUAAAAUUUCGAGUCGGAAAGCGAUUUGGGGCGAGCACGGAAGAAAUCAUGAAGGAAUUACUCCAGAAGAAAAUCCUGAAGACGGGACCUUACAGGCCAGAUGGGAGUUCUGGAAAGGAUGCGCGACGAAACGGAUCGAUUCUAUGUGAGAGGGAUGAUAUUCGACGAGAUUGGAAGAACGAGACCCACUUGUUCAAAACACCCCCGUAUAUUCUAGGAUACACGGGAUAUAUUCCUGGAUUUAAUAGCAGGUACGGCCUGUCGUUCAUGAGAGCUGUGGAAGAAGGCGGUAGGGAAUGGCGUGAAAAUCAAAUGAAGCUGAGAACACGCAGAAACGAGGCGAGGACGCGAGUCGAGAGACGCGAUUCCAGAAACCUCUUAUCACGGAGAAGAGAGGACAAUGUCGCCGUCGAUGUCGCCGUCGACGUUUCCGUCCUCGACGAACUCGAUUAUACCCGUGACCGAAAUCUAGUCACAUUUGAUUAUGAAAUUUCUCCGGAAAAGCCACCGAUCGUUGGCUAUACCGGUCACAUUCCAGGAGCAAAAGGUGAGGCGGCGUUGUCCAAAAGGUACACUCAAGCCGCGAAGAAAGGACUCGAAAUAAUUCGAAAAGAACGCGAGGAGAGGAGAGCCAAAUCUAUCAACGUGUUUGAUGCCAGCCAAGUUUAUCGAUCCGGAUGAAGACCGUAAGGGGUGUAAAUUUUUGAGAAACUGACAAUCCGUUCCUACGAGAAAAAAACAUGUAAAUUCACCAUUCAUCCAGUUUAAUUACCGUGUUGUCGUAUAAACGAAUAAGUCGAAAGAAAAUAUCGUUAAGACCGUUACAAAAACGAACGGCACGGCGACGAGAAGCGAAAAGAGCGAAAGCGUCGUUCCCGUGAUACGUGAAAUAAACGGGAAAUACAAAGUUUCUUAAAAAUACUUCCAAUUUGGAAAUGUUUUUCAAGAAUAUCCGACGAGCAACCAUUAUCUGUUAUUUCCGCUUCGAGACGAAACGGAAUUUAGCAAAUUUUCGAACCUCACCUGAUUAACAUCGCUAUGUGUUCUUUAAUUUGGUGUAAUCGUUUCGAGAGAUAUACGCGAAGAAUGAUAAACUUCAUAAAGUCCAUAAAUGAUCCAUUGAAACAUAAUACAAGGAAUACACAUUUAAUAUCGUGCCACGUAAUCUUCGUAGGAUUUACGCCUCCUUCUUUUUCGGUAAUCUAUCCAAUCGUUCCAUUUCCAUUUGAACAGCCAUCUUCCAAUACUCCGUGGUUAAAGUAUUUGAUCCGUACGAUAAAGAUAACAAUCUGGCCAAUAUCAUUAACGAGUGUAAAUGAUCGACAUUCACGUUUUUAUGAAUUUGUCUCAGUUGCACAAAAUCGUUCUGCACCUCCUUGAGAAAUAAAGAAAACAACGAAACAGUAGAACGAAUGCCCAACUAUUUUGUAGAAGCACAAGUAACAAAACGAAACAAAAAGGAGACAGAUAAAUAAAUAUUAUUAUAAAUAAUGCCUGUAAUGUUACCUUCACAAUAUCAUCGUUAAACUGGAACUUUACGUCCUUCACAACUUUCAAGUACUGACGUAUAUCUUUCAAUCGAUUUUCAUCUUUUAGAUAUUGCUCUGCAACUUCUAUUACAUGUGGAUAAACGUUCUUCGAUUCCGCGUCUAUCUUUAACACCACUUGAUUUUGGCACUAAAGCAAGCGUGCACGUUACUUAAAUCUGUUGUUUUAUAAAUUUGGUAUCAUUGGUAAUGCAAUAACUAUUGAAAUAGCUCGUUUAAAUUUCUUACGCACGGGAAUAAAUGAUUUGGCUUCCGACAAAAUUAAGACCGGAAUAUCCGUUUCGUAUUCCAUCUUAUAAAAUUUAAAGUUGUACGUUACUUUUUGGAAAUUAAUCAAGUCACAGAUUGUAUUGUAAUUUUCUCGACCGGCCUGCGAAACUUGACCAGGAGUUAAUCUCGUUUCAUCUAUUACGAGAUGAGUAUUGUCGCUAAGUUGAAGCACUCCGCUGGUCAAUCUAUUAGAAUCGUAGUCUUUUCUAUAAACAAAACAACAAUGUUUAGACAUAUCCGAAAUAUAUAGAGCGUUGAGUCGCGUUAUUUAUUAAUAUUUCACCAUUUGAACGACGUUCUAACGAUUUUUACAUAUCUACGCAAAUACUUACUUUGGCGAUAAAGUUAAAUCAUUCAAAUUUUCCAAAGUUAUCUCCAACAAAUGACUUUUUUCCACAAACAUUGUUAAAAAUUUAUACAAAUCUUCCACAAAUGUUUUGUUUUCAUUAGCAGGAAAAUGUGUUAUAUUUAUUGGAUAAGUGCCAAGACAGAAGUAAUCCCUUCUCAUGUAACUAAAAAGAAAUGAUACUUUGCUAAUAUCGUUCGGUUUUUUUCAUUCUCUAUCCAUAAAUAAAUACCUACAUCGACGAAAGUAAAUGACAGAUCAAAUAAUCAGCAGCUAGGCGAUCCCCAAAUAGAAUAUUACUUAAUACUAGGUGGAGAUGGUUUCUUAUUGAUUUUGCUUUGGAAAUAAUUUCUGGAGCACUUUCAAUUUCCUUGGACAAACGAGACAAUUUGAUAGCAUGUAUUCGAGGGACUAAAGAUGUGGGAGGGUGAUGAACGUUCAUUUCUGCUUCUGUCAUAGUCUCGUCUGUAUCAUAAGCAUUUAUAAAUGGAUCUAAAGAUACGAAACCUAUUAUUUCAAUAACUUCAUUCAAUUUUAAAGCCAUAUCGUCGUAUAUCUGUGAACCAAAGAACCCACACCAAACAUGUACAAAAAAAAAUAUAUCAGAAAAAUUCCUCUAACAAAUGUACAAAAAGUUUGAUAAAUAACUUUAAAGAAUUUAUCCCAACCUUGAUGAUACAUGUUCUACCAUCAUCUAUCGGAAUUGGGAAGUUUAAUAAA